GGCACAUCGAUAAAAUCGGUUUCAUCAAGAAUGCAUCUGAGGUCACGCUGGGGGAUUGACCUUGGGUGGUGAGGCCGCAAUAUGCCGGCGCAGAAGUUUGCUGGGGCGCUUGGAAUACCAUGGCAGAUUUCGUGAGGAGAAGGUCCGCCUCAUCAUGGUCCGCGGCACUCCUGAGUCUGCAAACCGCAUUCGCGGUUCCGGUGUUCCGCGUCCGUCCGAAAUUGCCGUUCCGACGACCAGCGACAUCAAGUGGUCGCAGUCGCGGCGGCAGGCCACGCACUUCGUUUCUGCAGGAGGAGGCUGACACCGUUCUACUUUCGGCGUCAGCGAAGCGACGGAAAACUAGGAGGACAGAAAACGGGCAAUGUGCUGCCCUGCCCCGGACCCUGGACGCUCUCGCGGAUCCGUUUCCCGACCUGAAAACCGCGAUUUACGUGCAGUGCAACGUAAAGAUAGACCCCGAGAAUGUGGAGGAGUCGCUUUCUUGCGCGCAGACUUGUCCCGCGCAGCGGUACCGGUUGCAGACCGAGCUGCGCAGCCGCGAGAGCCGCGUGCUGGCAGGCACGAGCGGGCUCGAACAGGAAACCGAAAAAGAGGAGUAUUACGACUGGCUUGGUGAGGUCUGGAACCACCAUGCCAGCGACGGUACCAUUUUCGGCAGCUCCUCUGUAUUACCAGCACAACUUGCGGACGAUGUCGAUGAAAGUAGAAGUACGUCGCCGUCGCAAAAACAUCAUCGGCGGCCUGGUCACUAUCACAAAAGCGCAGACUUCAACAACGAUCUCGCGCUGGCGGAGACGGAGCGGCGCGCCAUCGGGGACGCGACUACCGAUCAGAUGUCGCCGGCCGAGGUGGAAGCGCUCCUGGAUACGGGGAACAAGUUGAUUGAGGACUCGAAGCGGAAGCUGAAGGAGAGGAUCUCCGCGCUCGACCUGGCCUACAAG
Messenger RNA from Amoebophrya sp. A120, 944 nucleotides. The record is from the annotation of a GenBank genome assembly. NCBI's taxonomy places the organism in Eukaryota, Dinophyceae, Syndiniales, Amoebophryaceae.